Closterium sp. NIES-65 is the source of this 2250-nucleotide messenger RNA. The record is from the annotation of a GenBank genome assembly. NCBI's taxonomy places the organism in Eukaryota, Viridiplantae, Streptophyta, Zygnematophyceae, Desmidiales, Closteriaceae.
AUGUUGAUGUUCUUUCUUGCAUUCCCUCUACCUUCUUGCGGUUAUUGUUUUGACUCUGCUCUGCAGCCAGGGGGCCAGCCGGAGGUGACCCGAGCACCCCAGGGAGAGCAGCAGGCAAGGGGGCCGCCGGGGGCGACCGGAGCACCGCAGCGAGAGCAGCAGGCAGGGGGGCAGCCGGGGUUGACCGGAUCACCCCAGGGAGAGCAGCAGCCAGGGAGGCAGCCGGGGGCGACGGGGGCACCCCAGGGAGUGCAGCAGUCAGGGGGGCAGCCGAGGGUGACCCAAGCACCCGAGGGAGAGCAGCAGGCAUGGGGGCAGCCAGCGGCGACCAAAGCAUCCCUGAGAGAGCAGCCGCAAGUGGGGCAGCCGGGGCACAGUGGCGGAGCACCCCAGGGAGAGCAGCAGCCAAGGGGGCAGCCGGGGGUGACCGGUGCACCCCAGGGAACGCAGCGGCCAGGUGGGCAGCCAGGUGCGACUGGUGGAUCCCAGGGAGAGCAGCGGCCAGGGGGGGAGCUGAUGGACGACCUGGAGCAGCAGUUGGUGGAGUGGAGCCGACGUUUAGAGUUAGAUACUCCCAUGGCGACUGCGGAGGAACCAGAGGAAGACGGGGAGCCUUCCAUACCGCCUUCCCCAUGCCCUCGUUUUCCAUGUGACACGUGUUUUCACACGUUCGCUAUGCGAGGGGCCGCUGCGAACCACAUGAGGGUAUGCAGGGCGGCUGAGGCGGAGAGGCGCGCGCAGGCACUUGGCUCGAUCCCGUCCCUGGUGGAGACCGACACGCAGGAGAGACCGACGCCGCGGGACUUUGGGGACGAGGCGUGGGCCGGGGUUACGUCAUGGGAGUGGGAAGCAUUUUUCAGUGUGGAGGCGGUUGGAGGGAGGACAGUGCGCCGGAUCCCACAGCGGGCCCGUGAGAUACAAGUCGCACGGCAGGACAGUGCUUCCUUGUAUCUCCGUGCGGGCCCUUUCGUACAGAGUCUUGAGUCGGCACGAGGUUCGCGGCAGGGGGGCCCGCUCAGCCCUUUUCUUUUUGCGUUCACGCAGCAGCAAGUGAUGGCGUCGGUGAUUAGAGAGUUCAGGGAUAUACUUUUCCUGAGUUAUGCGGACAAUACCUACAUCCUAGGACCAGCGGCUAGGAUCUUAGAGGCUUUUGGGGUGCUGCGGGAGCGGUUGGAGUGGGUGGGGCUGGAGGUGCAGGCGCAGAAGUGCCGGUUUUGGGAGCGCGAAGGCGGGGAUGUGGAGCGGGCACUGCCAUUAGGGAUGCAGCGGGUGGAGGAGGGUCUCACUGUGGUGGGCGUACCUAUUGGGGAGGAGGAUUGGGAGGCACGGCAGCGGCAGUUGGCUGUAGAGGAGCUCCAAGCACUGCGCCGCUCGGCUCGUGACGAUGCCACCUUGGCCCGUUUCACAUCCCUACAGGGCCCGGGGGCUGGUGCAUGGGUUUUGGCGGUCCCGGCUCACUCAGAUCUCACAUUCACUAUGGCGGAGUGGGGCAUUGCUGCUGGUAUACGGCUCGGUCUCCCCAUUCAGCAGCUGCAGGUCGCGGGGAGGUGUGCUUGUGGCACAGCGUAUGUUGACCCAGCAGACCCGCAUCAUGCCUUGAGAUGCAAGCACCAGCACGGUCCAUCUCGGGUGCAUGAUGAGGUGAAAUUUGCGGUGGCGAGGAUCUCUAAGGCGUCAGGGGGGGUGGUGACGAUGGAGGAUGGUGUGGUGCUGCCGGGGAAGCGGGUUGACGUGGCGGUGCGACGACCAAUGGCCGGGGAGGCUCACGCUAUAGAGAUCAGCGUCGUGGACCCGCUAUCGCUGUCCCCAUCUCUGCUAGGGCAGUGCGGUCGUUCUAUUGGUGUGGCGGCAAGGGAGUGGGAGCGUCCCAAAAUGACUGAUUACGCGCCUCUGCUUGCGCGCAACCAGGGCGUGAAGUUCACUCCGUUGAUAGUAGAGACGUGGGGAUGUCUUGGCGGGCGUUUCCGGCCGUGGCUUCGACGACAGGGGGAUGCACACGUGGGGCUAGCCGUGUUACGGGGGGCUUGUCGGGAGGAUGACUUUUCGUUUUCGGCUUAUCUUUUGGGGUCUCUGAAGGCGCUCAUUGGGGUAGCAUUACAACGGGCGCAAGCUCAUGGCAUCCUGCUUCGAGCGGCGUCUUCUAUGGGGGGGAUGAAUGUGGACUUGGUGGACCGGGAGAAGGACGACGUCGAGGAGGAGGGUGGGGCUCUUUGGGUGGAGGCCCCGUAUAUGGUGGAUGCGCAAAUGUGA